AUGGCGAUGCUGAUGGCGAAGCGAUCUCAGGCUGCAGAGAGCGAGGGAACUGCUGGCGGUGCUGCUCGCCAGACGCCCAUGACGAGGAGAAAGAAAGCUGCAAAGGCGACGGACAAGCCAGCGACAAAGCGGACGAGCGCGCCCACUGACAAGUCAGCAAACGCUGCCAAGACCACGCCUGCCACCGGCAAUGCCAAGCAGAAGCGGAAGAAGGGGGAGGGGCCAGACACUUUGCCAAGCCCCCGUAAGCAGAGGAAGACUGCCAAGAAGACUGGCGAAGGAUCCAACGGGACGACGCGCGAGUUGGGCGCCGCGAGUGCAUCGGAGGACGAGGCAACGACUCGCGAUGAAGAGACGACUCCCCUGGUACCCAAGCACGCGCUCCGGUCCACGUGUUUGGCUCUACAAAAGAAGAUCGCAGACGAGAAGGGCGGCAAGGCCCACGGCGCAAGGCAGCAAGUUGACUCAAUUCAAGGCGUUCAAAACAACCCAGAAGAGCUCCAGCGUCACGAGCCUUCGCUGCUAAAAGAGUUCUACGAGGUUUACUUAGCGGACCAAGCCCUGAAAGCAGACGCACACGCGCAGACCGCUGGAUCGGGUUCGUCGAGGCUAUCGCAACGUGGCGGAGCCGAGCACCUGGCGAUCGAGCAAUGCGACAUCCAGGCGGCUCAGCAGCUUUCCGCAGCCAGAAACCAAACAUCGCUAGCGUCAGACCAAGCUCCAGGGCCUCCAAUCUCGCAGACACCCGUAGCCGUGCAGGAGGAAGCACUGCAGCAGUUCCGAGAGAAGCUGGAUGAAGAGAAGCAGAAAGGGGCUCGACAGCUGGAGGAGGAACAAGCACGCUCAAGGAAAUUAGAGGAGCAGUUAGCAGCUGCUGCGAAGGAGCUGGCCGAACUCAGGAAUGAUGGCAGUGGUGACGACAGAUGUACCGUGAUAGCGCAUGAGUGGAAGAAGACGGCUGCAAAACUAGAGAGGGCGAUUUCAAGUGGCUUGCGCAACAAACUUGCCCAUGUGGAAACUGAGUUGAAUUUGUCGAAGCAAUCCGUCACCACGUACGCAGACAAUCUACUCAAGGCGCAGGCUAGCCAUGCAAAGAAACUCCAGGAUGUGCACGAAGACAUUAACAACCUCACGAGAGAGGUGGACGAGCGCAAGAAAAAACUGGAGGACCGGGAGAACGAGAUGGCUACGCGAGAGAAGAAUAUGGAGAACAAGGAGGAAGAACUACAAGUCAAAGCCGAGGAACUGCAAUCUCAUGAGGCCAAGCUCAAAGAGGAGGACCGGCGUCUCCAGAACGUAACGCAUCGCCUGCAACGGGAGCGGCAGCAGUUGGACGCGGAUAAAAAGAAACGAGAGAAGCCGAGUCGAGAGAAGCAACAAGGAGGCCGAAUAUCGCUGAGGCAGGCGAAGAUUUUGAAUGAAAUGAAGCGCCAGACCCGGCUCCUGGAAGAACAGUUCAAGAACAACGGGUGCCCAGCUGCGUUUAAAGAGCUUGAAGCCAACCGCAACCGGAUCGAGGAAGAGAGGGCGGCGAUGCAAGCAGAACGGGAUGGAGUGAGAACGCAGUUGGAUUCGAUGAAGGCUGCGCUAGAGGCGCAUAGCGCGGUGAUAUCGAAGAGUUCACGGAAUGGAACGCCGUCACCCGAGAUGAAGAAGCGCGACUUCAUUCUGGGCAAAAUGAAGGAGGCGUUUGGAUCGAAGACGGCGGACGCUGAAGAGUUCAAGGCGCUUGCGGUCGAGUUCUGA
This is a messenger RNA of Phytophthora sojae, 1746 nucleotides long. RefSeq lists its product as hypothetical. Bases 1 to 1746 code for a protein of 581 amino acids. NCBI's taxonomy places the organism in Eukaryota, Oomycota, Peronosporomycetes, Peronosporales, Peronosporaceae. The record is from RefSeq and is a predicted model, not a curated record. The transcript is spliced from 5 exons.